This is a messenger RNA of Poecilia latipinna (sailfin molly), 1840 nucleotides long. RefSeq names its product 5-hydroxytryptamine (serotonin) receptor 3A (gene htr3a). NCBI's taxonomy places the organism in Eukaryota, Metazoa, Chordata, Actinopteri, Cyprinodontiformes, Poeciliidae. The record is from RefSeq and is a predicted model, not a curated record. Gene Ontology annotation, molecular function: transmembrane signaling receptor activity; extracellular ligand-gated monoatomic ion channel activity. The transcript has 9 exons. The coding region runs from base 304 to 1782 and encodes 492 amino acids. Gene Ontology annotation, cellular component: postsynaptic membrane. Gene Ontology annotation, biological process: monoatomic ion transmembrane transport.
CCUCUAAGUUAAUUCAUUUCACUCAGCUCCAGCUGUCAUUUCUCAGACAUGAUGUGAGAUCUUUAGAUGGACUUUUUGCUGCGGUCACCUCAGUGAGCUGCUGCUUUAUGGAGCGGAGAGGAGGGGCUUCACAUGGAUAUGCCCUCCAGCCCACUGACACCAGCAGGGUUUCAUAGUGGAAGUGGAUGAAGUGAUGCGUGAAGCUGAUGGAUAUGGAGGAUAAGGGAGUCGGGCUUCCCGAGGUCUUCCAUCAGAACGACAGGAGAGCCGUCACAGCAGCAGAGACCCAGGUCGGCUCUGAACAUGAGGCUGUCAUCGGGCUGGACGGCGCUUCUUUACCUGCUGCUCCAUGGAGCUGCUACCUUCUGCACAGUUAAAAAGCCGCCCAGUAACCCUGGAAGGUUUGCCAACGCCACCUUGGUGCGGCUGGCUGACUUCCUGAGCACUGGAUAUAAGAAAGGAGUGAGACCUGUGAAGGACUGGAGGACGUCCACUAUUGUUGCCAUAGACCUCAUGGUUUACUCCAUCCUCAAUGUGGACGAGAAGAACCAGGUAUUGACGACAUAUGUGUGGUACAGACAGUCAUGGACAGAUGAGUUCCUGGUGUGGAACCCAGAGGAUUUUGAUGAAGUCAAGCAAGUCUCCCUGCCUACAGCUAACGUCUGGGUUCCUGACAUUCUCAUCAACGAGUUCGUCGAUGUGGGGAAGUCUCCAGAUAUUCCUUAUGUCUACGUUACACACGAAGGUCUGGUGCAGAACUACAAGCCCAUCCAGGUCGUCACCGCCUGCACACUCAACAUCUACAACUUCCCGUUUGACGUCCAGAAAUGCAGCCUCACCUUCCAGAGCUGGCUCCACACCAUCGAUGACAUCAACAUCACCCUGAUGCGAAGCCCGGAGAAGCUCCGGGACGACAAGAGCGUCUUCAUGAACCAGGGAGAGUGGGAGCUGCUGCACAUUCUGUCCAAUUACAAGAUCUUCAGCGUGGACAACGACGACUACUAUGCAGAGAUGAAGUUCCACGUGGUGAUCCGACGGCGGCCGCUGUUUUACACGGUGAACCUGCUGCUGCCCAGCGUCUUCCUGAUGGUGAUGGACAUCGUUGGUUUCUUUCUGCCUCCAGACAGCGGAGAGAGAGUAUCCUUUAAGAUCACUUUGCUGCUCGGCUACUCGGUCUUCCUCAUCAUCGUAUCCGACACUCUGCCUGCCACAGCCAUCGGGACGCCACUGAUAGGUGUGUACUUCGUGGUCUGCAUGGCUCUCCUGGUGAUCAGCCUAACAGAAACCGUACUGAUUGUACGUCUGGUCCACAAGCAGGAUCUGCAGCCACCCGUCCCCCACUGGGUGAAAUACCUUAUCCUGGAAAGAGCUCCGGUUCUCUUCUGCAUCCACAAAAAGCACCGCUUCUGUGCGAGGCUGUCGUCUCAGGCUUCAGAGCUGGACCGCUCCAAGGAAAACAACUACGGGACGGCCCAGUGCUCCCUCCACCACACCUGUGAGAUAGGCCAGAGGCUCAGCCAGCAGGACAGAGAGAGUGGGAUGCUUGGACUUCGCCUGGCCCCAUCCAGGGACAACACUCCGCCCGUCAUGGACAACAUCCUCCAAGAGGUGAUGGCCAUUCGGCAUUUCCUGGAGAAGAGGGACCGGUGUCGGGAAAUCGCCAAGGAGUGGCUCCAGGUCGGCUACGUGCUGGACGUGCUGCUCUUCAGAGUUUACCUAGUGGCCGUGAUCGCCUACAGCAUCACACUGGGCACUCUGUGGUCGGUCUGGCAGGUGGCCUGAGUUUCGCCCCUCCACCCAGUCAGCGUAGGUCAAUCACAAAUAAGUAUAUCAAGUAUAA